CCGGUCGCGGCCUCCCCACGUGUGCCGGGAGCGCGGGGUUCCCGCUGCCGCUGCCGCGAUGUCGGUGCCGGCUGCUGCCAGCAACCUGCCCAUGCGGCUGCUCCGCAGGAAGAUCCACAAGCGCAACCUGAAGCUGCGGCAGCGCAACCUGAAGCUGCAGGCGGCGCAGGGGGCAGUGCCCUCGCCGAGCGAGGCGGCUUCUCAGGGACCCCCGGAGGAGGAGGUGGAGGUGGAGGAGGCGGCGGUGCCAGAGGAGGAUGCAGCGGCCGAGGAGGGCGCGGAGCCUGCGGACGGAGCCGGACCCCGCAGCGGGGAAAAGAAGAAAAAGAAGAAGAAAAAGAGAAAAGCGGUGGCCAAUGGAGGAGAUGAUAUAGAAACCAAAAAAGCAAAAACUGAAGAAGAUGAAUCUGCAGAGGCAGAAGAUGGAGAUAAGCAGGACUCUGGAGAGAAGGAGGAGGAGGAGGAGGAUGAAGUGCCCAGUUUGCCACUGGGUGUAACAGGUGCUUUUGAAGACAAUUCCUUUGCUUCCCUGGCUGGCUGUGUCAGUGAGAAUACAUUGAAAGGCAUAAACGACAUGGGGUUUACACACAUGACUGAAAUUCAACAUAAAAGUAUUAAACCCCUUCUGGAAGGCAGGGAUAUUUUAGCAGCUGCAAAAACAGGCAGUGGAAAAACACUCGCGUUUCUCAUUCCUGCAGUAGAGCUCAUCUACAAGCUGAAAUUCAUGCCUAGGAAUGGAACAGGUGUUAUUAUUCUUUCUCCUACCCGAGAGCUGGCUAUGCAGACCUAUGGAGUUCUUAAGGAACUCAUGAAUCAUCAUGUCCAUACCUAUGGUCUGAUAAUGGGAGGCAGUAACAGAUCAGCAGAAGCACAGAAGCUUGGAAAUGGAAUCAAUAUCAUUGUAGCCACACCAGGAAGACUGCUGGAUCAUAUGCAGAACACUCCAGGUUUCAUGUACAAGAACUUGCAGUGUUUGGUAAUUGAUGAGGCAGAUCGAAUCUUGGAGGUUGGAUUUGAAGAAGAAAUGAAACAGAUCAUAAAACUUUUACCAAAGCGCAGACAGACGAUGCUUUUCUCUGCCACACAAACCAGAAAGGUGGAAGAUCUGGCCAAGAUCUCUCUGAAGAAAGAGCCCCUGUAUGUUGGAGUUGAUGAUAACAAGGAGACAGCAACUGUAGAUGGUCUGGAGCAGGGUUAUGUGGUCUGUCCAUCUGAAAAAAGAUUCCUUUUGCUCUUCACAUUUCUCAAGAAGAACCGGAAGAAGAAACUGAUGGUGUUUUUUUCUUCAUGUAUGUCAGUGAAGUACCACUAUGAAUUACUCAACUACAUUGAUCUGCCUGUUUUGGCCAUUCAUGGCAAGCAGAAACAGACCAAACGUACGACAACGUUUUUCCAGUUCUGUAAUGCAGAGUCUGGGAUACUGCUGUGCACUGAUGUGGCUGCCAGAGGAUUGGACAUUCCUGAGGUUGACUGGAUUGUCCAGUAUGACCCUCCAGAUGAUCCAAAGGAAUAUAUCCAUCGUGUUGGUAGGACUGCCAGAGGGAUAAAUGGGAGAGGACACGCUCUGCUCAUCUUGAGACCAGAAGAACUGGGCUUCCUUCGUUACCUGAAACAAGCCAGGGUACCACUAAGUGAAUUUGAAUUUUCUUGGUCAAAAAUCUCAGACAUUCAGUCUCAGCUGGAAAAACUGAUAGAGAAGAACUACUUCCUUCACAAGUCAGCCCAGGAGGCUUACAAAGCUUACAUCAGAGCUUAUGACUCCCAUUCUCUGAAGCAGAUCUACGAUGUCAAUAACUUGGAUCUUCCCAAAGUCUGCCUUUCCUUUGGUUUUAAAGUUCCUCCGUUUGUUGACCUCAAUGUGAACAGCAACCAUGGCAGAAGACUACAGAAGAGAGGUGGAGGUGGGGGAUUUGGCUACCAGAAAUCAAAGAGUGUCCACAAAGCAAAAAUCUUCAAACACAUCAGCAAGAAAUCCGACAAUCGGCAAUUUUCUCGUUAAU
This is a messenger RNA of Melozone crissalis (California towhee), 2000 nucleotides long. It is a transcript of the gene DDX18, whose product is annotated as DEAD-box helicase 18. The coding region runs from base 59 to 1999 and encodes 646 amino acids. Gene Ontology annotation, molecular function: ATP binding; RNA helicase activity; nucleic acid binding. Gene Ontology annotation, biological process: maturation of LSU-rRNA from tricistronic rRNA transcript (SSU-rRNA, 5.8S rRNA, LSU-rRNA). The transcript is spliced from 14 exons. The record is from RefSeq and is a predicted model, not a curated record. Gene Ontology annotation, cellular component: nucleolus. NCBI's taxonomy places the organism in Eukaryota, Metazoa, Chordata, Aves, Passeriformes, Passerellidae.